UCGCACGUUGGCCCCAAGGUCACUCUGUCAGCGAGUUUUGUGGCGUCCGGUUGGUUUUUCCGUUAUUCGCUGCGUCGCUCGUUCUCCUCGUUCGUUUUUGUAUUUCCAUUUCCUCCACGUUUUUGGCGUCGUACGUGUACGUGUUCCGCUCUCUACCGCUCUCUCCUCUCACUCGCGCGCGCGGGCUCUCGCGCUUGUCAAGUGUGUGUCGUUGGUAUGUGUGUGUGAGUAGCGCAGCGCAAUAGAAAACAUUAGUGAAUUUUUUUCGGGUGAAGCGCGGUGAAAAAUGCGUGCGCGCGUGUGUGUGCGUGUGCGAAAAUCAAUAUGAAAACAUGAAUAACAAAAGCUAAGAAAAACAGCAACAAAAAAGGAGAAAAUAAUAAAAAAAAAAAAAGAGGAAAAGGAAAGAAUAAAACAGUAAGCCAUUCCAGUGAGUGCACACACCAGAGAUUUCCAGAGAGAUCCCCACAUCCAGGCAGAAGUCCAGGUUCCAGUUUCCAGGAUGUCGCUGCAAACGAAAAGGCAGCACUGCUACUUGUGCGACUUGCCCCGAAUGCCGUGGGCGAUGAUCAAUGACUUUUCGGAGGCAGUGUGCCGCGGUUGCGUCAAUUACGAGGGCGCCGAUCGCAUCGAGGCGGUGCUGGACGCCGCCCGCCAAAUGAAGCGUCUCCAUCCCGCCAGCAAACAGCAGCGUUCGCACGAGAACGGCGAAGUGGCCGCCGCCGCAGCGGUUGUGCUUCAGCAGCAACAACAGUUACAAGUAGGACCGGUUCCGGGACCAGGUCCGGGCUCCCAUCGCGGCGGUGGACCGCCCGGUGGGGGUGGUCCGGGCCCAUCAGGUGCGGGGGGCCCGGGGUCCCUAUCACUUGGCUCGGCCGUGGCCGCUGCAGCAGCUGCCGCCGCCCAUCAUCAUCAUCAGAUGCCCUAUCAAAUGCCCGUGCCGCGCAUCGGUCCACCCCUGGAUUAUCCCGUUAAGCUGGAAGAUGCCCCCGGUGGUGGAGUGCGUCCAGUUAGGAUUUCCCAUAUGACGCCCCUCCACCUGCGGGGCGGAGGUGGAGGCGGCCCUGGAGGGGGCGUGCCCACAGCCGGAACCGGCCAAGGGAACAAUCUACCGCCCACCCUGUCCGUUAACCUUAAGCGACCGCCCAGCGAGGACGUCGACGUGGAUGUAGCCCAACAGCAACAGUCGGCCCACGGUUUACCAUCGGAUGGCGGACCAGCCCCCCUGUCCGCCGGCGGAGGCGGAGCGGGGGGUGGUCCGCCCGGCGUCAAGCGCAGCGCCAUGGACGAUCCCACAGGCGUGGGCGGCAGGCCGCCGUUGACCCGAGGCGAGUCCCUGCCCGCAGCGGUCAGCUAUGUCCCCGAACGGCAGCUAAGCGGUCUGAGGGAUAAACAGCAGCCGGUCAGAGCGCCCAGCUUCGAUGCAUCGACCUUCAAAGCAGAGCACAUGUCCCCGGCCAGUCGACGCAAUGGAUCGAGCCCGCCCUCGGGACCGCUGCCUCCGCGCAGCGUACACUCGCCGAAUAGUUCGGGUUCCUCGUCGGGACGUCGUUCAUCCGGAUCCCGUCACGUGUCCAGCACCACCGUCACCAGCUCCGAGGUGGGUGGCUCAAAUCAGGGCCAAGCGGUGGCGGCCGGCGGACUUGGAGGUGGUGGCGGUGGCGGAGGAGGGCCCGGAGCCAAUGCCGCCGGCGGACCCCUUGGCGGACCGAGCGUCGGCGGCGGCAGUGGACAACUGAGCUGCACCAGCGGCGGACCGGGCGGCAGUGCCGGCUCCGGGACCGGUGGCAAUGGAGCCAUCGGCCCCGCCUCAAUGGCGCCAAAUUCGGUGACCGGCGAUGGCAGUCCAGCCGGCGGCAGCGGUCCAUCCGGCAGCAAUGGCAGCGGCGGAGCCGUGAAUCCCGGUCCCGGCAGCAGCGGCAGUCAGUGCGGGACACCUUUGGCCAGCGGUGGCGGUGGAGGAUCGGCGGGUGGCGGCGGCGGUCUCAGCGGAGCUCCGGGCAGCAGUGCCGCCUCAAAUUCCGCAGCGGCAGCGGCGGCGGCGGCCGCCCAGAAUGCCACGCUCAAGUGCACCCUGUGCCAGGAGCGAUUGGAGGACACGCACUUCGUGCAGUGCCCGUCGGUAAACCACCACAAGUUCUGCUUUCCCUGCAGCCGCGAGAGCAUCAAACGACAGAAUGGUCUGGGCAACGAGGUGUACUGUCCCAGCGGCGAUCGCUGUCCGCUAGCCAACUCGGUGAUACCUUGGGCCUUCAUGCAGGGCGAGAUCACCACUAUCCUGGGCGAGGAGGUCAAGGUGAAGAAGGAGCGCGAGUCUUAAUGUCCAUUUUACUGUAAGAAGCUGCGCAGAGCUUUGGAGCACUUUUGAGAUGCGAACGAAGACCAACCCCCUGGAUAAUAUCUCGCAACCAACUCUCGACCCUCUUCAGUUGGGUCACUGGUUUACGAUUGGGGGAUUUUAAGGAGCAACAACCGACUUUUUUUGGCUACGGCGGCGGCAUCUCAGCAGUAGCAGACAUGAAUAUAAAAUGCUCUGACUUUGUCCAUGACGACCGACCAAACGACAACAACAACAGCAACAACAGCAAAACCACAAUUUUGUAGGCGUAAGCAAAAAAUGAUGAAACCACUUAAUGAAAAAUGCAAUUUGUUACCAGCAAACAAAAAAAUGUUAAGGAGAAAAGAAAAGAAAGGAAAAGAAAAACACCAAAACGCUCGCAAAUGAGAAAAACAAAUGUAAAAACGAAAGCGUUGAACACACAUUUUUGUAGCAUAUUUGUAGGCGUGCGUUGGAAAAUUUGUCCGAAAUACCAACUUAUACAAAAAUGCAUACGUAGCCAAGUGAGAUAGAUUACCGAACCGAAAACAAAUGGGAGAAACUUGAAAUAUUUCUUAAUUACAAAGCAAAAACUAAAAUCAACCUACUUGUAGCAGAAGCAAGCGGCAAAUCACAAAUAAAGGAAUAUACACUUGCUGGCAUUAGAUAUAAAACCCUUUUUUUUAAUACGAGUAUACAUAAAACCUAUAUAUUAUACGAUAACUAUAGAUUUUGUUAUGUAGGCGAGCGAUUUAAUUGAUAAGUUACGUUUAGUUUGUACUAAUUAAUUAAUUUAUUUCUAUAAAUGUUGCCUAAUUUACAAUCUACAUUUUACCCUCCUUCCCUCACACUUUCACGUUUUUUUUAAAUACUUAUUAUUUUUAUUUUUAUAAAUACCUUUAUUUUUUUUUUUUUGUAAUUUUAACUAAUUUAAAACAACACAAUGAAAGAAACGAAUGGAAAAGAAAGAGAGAAAAACAGUUAUUAUGCUAAAGAAAAAUGUACAUACGUAUGCAUACCACAUAAUCGGAAUAUAAAUAUAUAAUAUUAAUAAUAUAGAAA
This is a messenger RNA of Drosophila rhopaloa, 3379 nucleotides long. It is a transcript of the gene Pits, whose product is annotated as probable E3 ubiquitin-protein ligase IRF2BPL. The transcript has 4 exons. Gene Ontology annotation, biological process: regulation of transcription by RNA polymerase II. The coding region runs from base 503 to 2320 and encodes 605 amino acids. Gene Ontology annotation, cellular component: nucleus. NCBI's taxonomy places the organism in Eukaryota, Metazoa, Arthropoda, Insecta, Diptera, Drosophilidae. Gene Ontology annotation, molecular function: transcription corepressor activity. The record is from RefSeq and is a predicted model, not a curated record.